AACAAUGCUCCUUGGGCGAAUUAAUUGAAUACUAAAGUGAUCAAUGGACAAAUACAGUUCUUGAUCUUGAAGCCUGCUACUCAGGUUCCAUUAAGAAAUGGCAAGUUGUAAUAUAUAUAUACACACACAUAUAUAUACAAGCACAAGCAACAAUUACUUCCGAUAAGGCCAAGCACAAACAAUAAUCAUCCACAUUCUGCUCGAUAUGUUUUUCCCUGUAAGUUCAAGAGCAAUAAAUCCAACAGAGAUCAUCAUCAGUGGGAGUUGUUUUUUGAGUAUGGCGGUAGCAGCUUAUGCAUCUUUGCUUUCGCUUACACGCAUCCUGGAAUCUAUCCAAUCCCCUGCUCGUCUGCAUCAGCUUCGUUUGGACACCAAACAAAUUCAAUGUUUGCAGGCAAAAGUUAAGCUCUUGCUAGACUUUCUUGGAGUUUAUGGCCAAAGACGAAGCCAAGAAAUGGAAGAUCUGGCGAGACAGAUUGCUGAUGCUGCUGAAGAAGCAGAAGAUGCAGUUGACCCCCAUGUAGUCGAUCAACUUCGUGAUGGAUCUCAAGAUGAAAGUCAUCGUGAGGCGGCCUUCUCAUCUUUCUGUCAAGAUAUAGACAAAGUAAUUGCAAAGAUUGAGUCCAUCACGAAAGAGUUGAUGAUGGUCAAAGAGGAAUGGGCCGAUCCGCAAGAACAAAAGCCCAUAGCUUUGUUGCCGCUCGGAUCAUCAGACGCACUUUCUUCGAUUGACAAGAAUAGUACUGUGGUUGGAUUUGAUGAACACUUGGUUCGUGUUAUGGAUGAGCUCACUAGAGAUGAACCUGAUCUCCAAAUCUUUCCAAUCGUAGGAAUGGGGGGUAUUGGUAAGACUACUCUAGCUAGAAGCAUUUUUGAACAUCCAUAUAUAGUAAAUCACUUUGACAUGCGAAGGUGGCUGACAAUAUCUCAAGAAAAUAGAGUGCGUAAAAUUGUUCUAGACCUUCUAAAUGAUGUAAAAAUAGAAGACGACAAUAAAAAAACUUUAGCUGAAUUAGGAAGCCUAUUGUAUAAGAAAUUAUUUGGUAGAAGAUAUUUGAUUGUUAUGGAUGAUGUGUGGAAUACGAAUGUUUGGGAUGACUUGAAGUUGUUCCUCCCAAAGAAUGAGAAUGGAAGUCGAAUUUUGGUGACGACUAGGCUAUCAAAUGUGGUAGUUUCUUUAAGCUCCAAAAAACCUUAUAUGAUGGAUUUUCUAGAUGAGGACAAAAGUUGGAAUUUACUUUGUCAAGAAACCUUUUCACAAGAAAGUUGCCCAUAUCCAGAGUUGGAGAAUAUUGGUAAGGAUAUUGCAAAAGGUUGCAAAGGACUUCCUCUCGCAAUUGUUGUGCUUGGGGGGCUGCUUGGAAAAUCCAAUAUGACACGAGAAUCCUGGGAGCUUGUUGCCAAAAAUUUAACUUCAGUUGCUAAUUUAGAAGAUGAUGACUAUUGUUUAAGGAUAUUGUCUUUGAGUUACCACAACUUGCCCAUUCAUCUUAAACCUUGUUUUCUCUAUAUGGGAGUCUUCCGUGAAGAUUAUAGGAUUACUGUUAGCAAGCUUGCCAAAUUAUGGGUUGCUGAAGGAUUUCUAAAAUCAAUAAAAGGUAAAAGCUUGGAACAGGCAGCAGAGGCAUACUUGAGAGACCUUAUUGAUAGAAAUUUAAUUUUAAUUCGUACAUAUGGGCAUGGUCGGAACAUUGAAACAUGUGGAAUUCAUGAUCUUUUAAGGGACAUAUGCUUGAGAGAAAAUGAGAAAGAGAAUUUCAUGCGUUCCCCAAAAGUGCAGCGUGCUUAUAUUGGCAGUGGGUACGACAUGUGCUUUGCGUGUGGUCGUAACCCCACAUCCCAUAAGAUAGAUCUCAAUGAAGUGCACGUUGCCUCACAACUGACAUCACUUGUAAGUGUUUCGGUAUGCAACACCUGCAGAAAUAUGUAUCCAAGUCUAACUAGAGUAAGAUUAGUGAGAGUGAGAGUAAUAGUUAGAAGGAGGGGUUUCUCUCGUGAAUCCUAUGAAGAAAUUCUGCAUCCGACUAACGUGCGGUACCUUAAGGUCAAAAGUUCAGCUGAUUGGGAAUUUGCAUUUCCAUCUACAAUGGCUUUACUUUGGAACCUACAGGUUCUAACUUUUGGUCUGAAAAGUGGUCUCCCAAAAGCCGUUCUACCACCUGAAAUUUUUGAUAUGCCACAACUUAGGCAUCUCAUUGCACCCAGAAAAAGCGUUUUUCUACCUGAUAGAACAGGUAGUCAAGGUUCGGUUAGUAUGACAAACCUACAAACGCUUUUCCAUAUAACAAAUUUCAGGUGCACAGAGGAGAUCAUCCAAAGAAUGCCAAACUUGAAAGAACUGAAAGUUUCAUAUUAUGGAGGAACAGGAAGCAUGGAAUGGUCGUACUAUUGUCUCUACAAUAUUGCCCGUCUACGUAAACUUGAAUCUCUUUUUGUUGGAAGCAACGGUUUGUUAUCGUUAGAGAAUCUCAGAUUCCCGACUUCACUUAAGGAGUUGCGUUUGUAUGGGUGCAGUAUUCGUUGGGAAAAGCUGAAGAUUGUUGGUUCUUUAUUGCCAAAUCUUAAAGUGCUUACUUUGUCCAAGAAUACGUACAAGGGGCCGGAGUGGAAUCAAGUUGAAGGAGAAUUUCCUCGACUAAAAGUCUUGACGAUUUUCGAUUGUCACCUGGUGUGGUGGAGAGCAGAAAACGUCCAGUUUCCGAAUCUUGAGAGCCUGGUUCUGAGUUUCAUGUGGAAACUGGAGGAGAUGCCAUCAGUUAUUGGAGAUAUCCCCACACUCCGUUCAAUACAUUUGGAAAGCUGCAACAAUUCCGUUGUGGAUUCGGCGAUGCAGAUUCUGGAGGAACAACAGAGCUACGGAAAUGAGAGCCUUCAGCUUUAUGUAGAUGAAAAACAAAUUUGAUGCAUUGACUUUAUUAAUUUUACUUGGAAUUUUAAAUCAAUGAAGAUUA
Sesamum indicum (sesame) is the source of this 2951-nucleotide messenger RNA. RefSeq lists its product as uncharacterized. NCBI's taxonomy places the organism in Eukaryota, Viridiplantae, Streptophyta, Magnoliopsida, Lamiales, Pedaliaceae. Gene Ontology annotation, biological process: defense response to other organism. The record is from RefSeq and is a predicted model, not a curated record. Gene Ontology annotation, molecular function: ADP binding.